UUUAAAUUCCAGAGUAAUUCUUCUUAACCAAGACAAUUAAAAAACUUCCUGGGAAGAGCUUGACAAGGAAAUAAAAUAUGUCCCUAAGAAAAUUUCAUCAAAUGGCUGUUUUUAUGGGUAUUCAGUGUAUUGCAGCAGGUGCUUUUACAUACUACUAUAUACAAAAUUCUCCCAACUCCUGGGCAAAAUGGUCUCCUGUUUCGGCAUCGUCCCCUGGUCCAGGCUGCACAGUUGGGGGCUGCAGUGGUUCUUCCUGCCACACCAAAGAGCCAACAGAAGCUGUUCAGCAAGGUUGGUCACCGUUCCAACAGAGGUAAUCAGGUCCCUGGGUUGGUGACUCUCCUCAAUUAUCACCAAGGGGUCCUUCUUGUGGGACUCGGCCUGCAUCACAAUAACGAUGGACACAGGUAUCGUGGGUUGGGGCCCCAUCUCCACUCUCAGAUUGCACAGGGCACCUCGGGAGAAAAGACACAACACCAAUUGUCUCGAACUGUGAGUUAUCCACCUAGCUCUCAAGCAGUUCUGAGACCUUGUGAUGAACUCACAUGUACUAGUUCUCACAGACAAUAUAACAACAAAAGCACACAUAAACUGACAAAGAGACACGUGGUCCCACGCUCUGAUGGACGAGGUGAAUCGCCUGGGCACCUGGGCGGAACAUCCUCUGUUGUCACUCCACGAGAAACACAUUAGUGGCGUAGACAAAGUCCAAGCAGACUGGCUGAGCCAAUCCCAAGUCGAUCACACGGAAUGGAGCAUAACACCAGAGCUGUUCCAUAAAAUGAUCCACAGGUUCGGCGUUCCAGUGAUAGAUCUGUUCUCGACUCAUCUCAACAAACUGCCCAUCUUCUUCACCAGGUAUGCAGGCCCGGGGUCGGCGGGGGUAAAUGCCCUUCGUUGCACGUGGCCAGAGGGUCUCCUCUACGCAUUCCCCUCUCUUUCGCUAGUCCAGAGGGGGAUCCGCAAGAUGAUCAAAGAGCAGGCCGAGCUCCUCCUUCUGUUCCCCCACUGGCCGUGUUUCCCGGACUUGGUCAACCUCUCCAUGGCCCCUCCAUGGCAGAUCCCUAUUCCCAGGGCCACAUUGACACAGGGCUCUCUCAUCCAUCUGGACCCACUCUGGUUGCAGUUGACCGCUUGGAGAUUGAGCAGACAACCCUAGCAGUGCCGAAUCUCUCUCCAAGGGUCAUACAAAUUCUCCAAUCCUCAAGGUGCACCUCCACCAACCGUAUAUAUGAUGUUACCUGGAGGGUCUUUCACACCUGGUGUGACAGUCACGAUAUUGUCCUGACCUCGGCAUUGGUCCUGUCGAUCUUGAACUUCUCCAGCAAGGACUGGAUGCGGGUCUUUCCAUCAACACCCUAAAAAGGCAAGUGGUUGCGUUAGCAUCGGUUCUACUCUCCAUCAUUCGAGAUUCUCUCCACCAUCCUUUAGUGACUUGUUUGCUCCGGGGGCCAACAUCAAUCAGAUUCACCACCUGGGAUUUGGGCAGGGUUCUGGACACUCUCACAAGAUCUCCCUUUGAACCACUUCGUACCAUCUGCAUGAGGUACCUGUCCCUCACAGUUGCCUUUUUGGUAGCAAUUACUUCAGCACACUGCAUUUCCGAAAUUGCAACUCUGUCCACUGGGCAAGACUUUUGUAUUUUCCAUGAGGCAGGGUAGUGCUUCAGCUUGACCAGCGUUCAUCCUGAAGGUCAACAGUAGGUUCCACAGGGCCCAGGAGAUCAUUCUACCCAAUUUCUGCUCUCCCCUGCCCACAGAUUUGAGCACAAAUGGGACAAGCUGGACGUGCGCCGUGCACUCCACAUCUACAUUUCCAUCUUUUUGACACUCAGGGGCCCUGUUUGUUUCUUUUCAUCAAACUAACAUGGGUGCCAAAAUCUCUUCCAGGUCCAUUGGACAUUGGAUCAGGUCCUGCAUCUUGAAAUCCUAUGGAGCUCAGGGACUGCGGCUCCCUCCUCAUGUGACACCACAUUUGACGAGAAGUGUGGCCAUUUUGGCAGUUUGGUCUACCCAAGUGUCAGUCGAGGAAAUCUGCAAAGCAGCCAUGUGGUCUUCACCAUCUCUGUUUGUAAAUAAUUAUAGAUUAGACAGAUAUGUGUCAGCAGAUGCUGCUUUUGUCAGGAGGGUUCUCCAACAAGUCAGAACAGGACAAUCAGCCUCAGGCCAGUCAUCUACCCGCUCUUAAUAUCAUGGGCAAACUUUGGUAUGUCCCAUCCUGGCUGCUGUCUCCACCAACUGGGGAGACUUGGCGUUGGUCCUUACCUGAUAUGUCCUUUCUCCGGACGGUGGAGACAGUAGCCAGCCCCAUCUCAUAAGAUGACUAAACUCUGAGAGACUGUUAGCGAUUCAUGGAUUAGGAAUAGUUUAGGGCAUACUGGAGGAGAGCAUGAUUAUGUUAUCGGAUGUUGUGAUUUACACAAUGCAUCAGUCUACAGAUCUACCUUCGUUAAAGCUGGGAGAAGUCACCAGUGGUACCAGUGGUGUCACAGCUGUAGGCUCAAUCCUAUUGGUCAUUAGACAGAGACAACCCAUCUUGGCUGCUGUCUCCAUCAUCGGGAGAAAGGGCAUAUCAGGGGUUUUCUCUAAAACAACAUACUAUCAGGAUGCUCUUAAGCAACUUCAAGCAGACCCCUUAGCCCUAGAAGCACUUGGUGCUCCCCCUCUGAAAGUUCACUACAUCAGCUUGAGAGACAAGAGCAACCGCGUUGAUAAGUCAACUGCCCAGGUAAAAAUACCAGUAUCUGGGAAAAAGUCAGGUGGUUAUCUUCAUGUUAAUUCAGAAAUGGAUUUUUCCCUCAACAGCUGGAGUCUACAGGAAGUCACGCUACAGCUCUGCAAUGGCCACAGAAUUCCAGUGUAUGUUUCUUCUAUGAAGACUAUUUCUGGAUAAAAUACAUAAUAUGUAGAACUGAAUUAUUAUUAUUAUUUGUAUUAGUAUAUUCAAAUCCAA
Molecule: messenger RNA, 2952 nt
Organism: Thamnophis sirtalis
Lineage: Eukaryota; Metazoa; Chordata; Lepidosauria; Squamata; Natricidae
Source: RefSeq, a predicted model, not a curated record